AGCACCGGUCAAUAGCUUUGCGUUGUUAAUAACAAGUGACCCAAUCACCGAUUUUAUCAGUGCCUAAACAUUUGCCGAAAAUAUACACACACACAGAAAAUAAGUGAUAGAAGACUGUAAUCGUACGACGAGCGAACCAAAUAUUAUCAAACAAUCACGAUGAGGAUAUUACUGUUGGCGGCUGCUGCCGUGUGCCUCUGCGCAAUUUACGUAAAAGCCGGUCCAAUUAAUGCCGAUGCGUUGGUACAAGAGGAAGGCAAGAAGCAGGAGGAUGCGACGGGUGUCUUUGUAACACCGGUUUCGACGGAAGUUAAAGAAACUGAAGUUAAGGUCGAAGAAUCCAAGGAAGUUGCCAAAGCCACAGGAAGACAAUCGACGUCGUCUUCGGACGAUGAUGAUGAUGACGACGACGAUGACGAUGAUGACUUGGACUUGGGCGUCGACGAUGAUGAUGAUGACGACGACGAUGAUGAUGAUUCUCCUGCCGAUGAUGAUGACGAUGACGACGAUGAUGAUGAGGACUACUUCGAACGUUUCUUCGAUGACAUCCUAGGAGAGGACGAUGAUGAUGAUGACGAUGAUGAUGAUGUAUCCCCGUCCACCGGAUUGACGCAGCCCGUGGAGAGCGUACCGGAAUCCCCAGUUGUACCUGAAUCAUCGAUCGCCGAUGAAGCCGACGAGAGUUUAGCCGGUGAGACAGACAGUCCUUUAUCCGCUGAAAGCGAUUCUUCCGUCGUUGACAAAGACCCCACCGAGGUGGCCGCUUCGAACGUUGUGGCGCAGCCUGUUGUCGUCGCUCCGGUACCGGAGAACGACGAGGCUGAAGACGAUGACGAUGACGACGAUGACGAUGACUUAGACGAUAUUACCGGUGACGAUGACGAUGACGACGAUGAUGAUGAUGAUACCGCCGCUGACGACGACGAUGAUGAUGAUGAUGACGAUGAAACGGACCUCGACGACGUCAUCGAAGCCAAACGUUCACGUGCACUGCAGCAGCAAUCGGUGCAGCAGCAUCCAGCAUCCCAGACGCAGACACGGAUGCCGCAGGUUUACAUCUCGAAAUACAACCGAUUCGUAGACAACAUCCUGGGUCGCAUAAACAGGAUCCUAGGGAAAUCCUAUGACCCGGUUCGAGUGAAACUGACUCAGCCGACCGAAACCAACAAGAACAAGACGAAGAAGACCAAGAACACGACCAACAAGCGUAAAUCAAACAAGACCAAGAAACCUUUGAGGGCCACCAACAAGAUGGGUGACACGGAGAUCGCCAGAGCGACGGAAAGCGAAUCGCGCGAACCAGCUUUCAUCCUCAUCUCCAAAGCGAGCGACAUCACAAAAACGGUGCCUAUUAAGAACGUUACAUUAGAAGUAAGAGCGAGUCCGAGCACAGGCAACAAGAAGAAGAACAAAACUAAGAACAAGACCAAGAGCGGAAGCGGAAGCAACAAGAAGCAGGCUACGAGAGCGAGGGCGACUUUGUUCGGUCUGAGUACCCUCAGAAGGGAAGGUGAUGUCGCUGUUAACAUGAUGAGGGACUAUACUACAGUCAAAACUAACUUCUUUUUGGGACCGCUCACUUUGAGGGUGGAGAAAGAAUUCGGAAGGGGCGCCAAGCGCGAACUGAAGAGCGCCACAGCAACCACCGCUGAAAUGAUUGGUAAAUUGAACUUGAGAAUCGUACAUGGAGGUGCAGCCACUUUGCAUUCCAUCAAAGUUCUGCAACCAAAGCAAAUGAGAGUUGAUAGUGCAGAUAACCAUGAGAAGACCAAGGAAUAUAUGUGGAAGAGGAGCUCGCACAUAGCUUCCGUGGUAUCGAAGAAGCUUGCGUCGGCAGCGCGGUCCAUGCUGAAACCCCCACCGAAAGCACCAUGAAGGCAAACGCCCACGCCUAAAAUCAC
This is a messenger RNA of Nicrophorus vespilloides, 1901 nucleotides long. RefSeq names its product eisosome protein SEG2-like. NCBI's taxonomy places the organism in Eukaryota, Metazoa, Arthropoda, Insecta, Coleoptera, Silphidae. Bases 160 to 1875 code for a protein of 571 amino acids. The record is from RefSeq and is a predicted model, not a curated record. The transcript has 6 exons.